Molecule: messenger RNA, 1752 nt
Organism: Alternaria arborescens
Lineage: Eukaryota; Fungi; Ascomycota; Dothideomycetes; Pleosporales; Pleosporaceae
Product: Bilirubin oxidase
Exons: 5
Coding region: 1-1752 (583 amino acids)
Molecular function (GO): oxidoreductase activity; copper ion binding
Source: RefSeq, a predicted model, not a curated record
AUGUUUUCUCCCUUUGUCACUCGUUCAUUUCUUUUCGUUAGCUGUUUGACACACAGCAUACAUGCCACUCCUUUAGCCAGCGUGACUUUGUCAUCUCUCAUUGCACUCCUUAGCGAGACGAGCGUGCCACCAUACGACACAAUACCACCGAACAACGAAUCGGAAAGAUGGGACAGUCCAGAAUACACAUGGAUCUUCCAGUAUCCUCUACCUGUACCCCCAGUGAAGAAGUCGAAAUUUACAUAUACCAAUGAGACUACCGGUGCCAUUAUCGACUACUACGAGGUUGAAGUCAAGUCGGCCACGAAACAAAUAUACCCUAAUCUACCAGCUACCUCUUUAUACACAUAUGAUGGGUUGUCACCAGGACCAACUUUCAUGAUGCAAAAAGGGCGAGAGGCUGUGGUUCGCUUCACCAACAACAGUCCCACAAACUCAUCUGUUCACGUCCAUGGACAGUAUAACCGCGCCCCUUUCGAUGGCUGGGCUGCCGAUUACGCUCAUCCUGGCCAGUACAAGGAUUAUUAUUAUCCAAAUGCACAGAAUGCGCGAUCCAUCUGGUAUCACGACCACACUGAGCGUCAAACUGGCGAGAAUGUCUACAUGGGUCUAUACGGCUUCUAUCUUUUAACGGACGAAGACGAACAAGCCCUCGACUUACCAACUGGCGAUUACGAUAUCCCAUUGGCCUUGAGUGCGAAACAAUACGCCGCCGAUGGCUCCCUUCUCUUCGAUACACAUAAUAACACUGGACUUUGGGGCGAUGUGAUCCAUGUGAACGGUCAGCCUUGGCCGUACAUGAACGUUGAGCCGUGUAAAUAUCGCUUCCGCGUCCUUGAUGGUUCCGUCAGUCGUUCCUACAAUCUAUACUUACAAGACGAUGAAACUGAAGAGUCUUUGAGUUUCGACAUGAUCGGCUCGGAUGGUGGACUGUUCUCUCAUCCAGUAAACACGAGGAGCUUCGCGAUCGCUGAAGGCGAACGCUACGAGAUGGUCGUCGACUUCGCCAACUACAAGGGCAAGAACAUUACAAUGCUCAACGAACGUGGGAUGGCGGGCAAUCUUGAUUAUGCUGCAACCGAUCGUGUCAUGCGAUUCGUAGUCAGUGACACUGCAGCCGAUAGCACCAACAACGACCCCGUGCCGUCUGACCUUCGCUACAUUCCUCCACCACCACAAACCAACGUCACUAAGAAUUUCACUUUCUCUCGAAUUGAUGGCGAGUGGCUCGUCAACGGAGUUGGUUGGGAGGAUAUCGAGAACCGAAUCUUGACAAGACCUGUUUUAGGCAAGGACGAGAUUUGGGAAUUGAGACACGGAGGUGGAAAUGCCUCGCAUCCUGUUCAUAUCCACCUCGUUGAUUUCCAGGUGCUUUCUCGCACUGGCGGCCGUAACAAUGUGAUGCCAUACGAGGCAGCGGGUGAAAAGGAUGUCGUUUGGAUGGCCCCUGGUGAAUCUGUCCGUGUUGUGGCUAGGUACGCACCAUGGGAGGGUGUCUACAUGUUCCAUUGUCACAACCUUAUCCAUGAAGACUAUGACAUGAUGGUUGCGUUCAACGUCACGAACCUCGAAAAAUGGGGCUACGAUAAUACUACGGUUUUCAUAGAUCCUAUGGAGCCAGAAUUCCGACCGAAGAACAUUGACACCGCGGAUUACACGGAAGAGGCUAUACGCAGCAAGCUAGACUGGUUCUACAGCCUCAAUGCCUACAACGAGCGCUCUGAGCAAGAAUUUGAAGAGGACCGUGCCUAA